Helianthus annuus (common sunflower) is the source of this 1131-nucleotide messenger RNA. Its product is annotated as protein NYNRIN-like. Gene Ontology annotation, molecular function: nucleic acid binding; RNA-DNA hybrid ribonuclease activity. The transcript has a single exon. Gene Ontology annotation, biological process: DNA integration. NCBI's taxonomy places the organism in Eukaryota, Viridiplantae, Streptophyta, Magnoliopsida, Asterales, Asteraceae. The record is from RefSeq and is a predicted model, not a curated record. The coding region runs from base 1 to 1131 and encodes 376 amino acids.
AUGGAAAAGGCCGAAAAGCAGCAAAUAGAAGAACCAUGGCUGCUAUACACAGAUGGCCCGUCUAACAAAGACGGCGCAGACGCAGGGCUUCAACUGGUGAGCCCUGACAAACACGAAUUCACGUACACCAUACGUCUGAAUUUCAAGAGCAUGAACAAUGAAGCAGAGUACGAAGCCUUUCUUGUUGGCUUAAGAUUGGCAAUCAAAAUGGGAGUCAAACACAUCGAAGCGCAUGUAGAUUCCAUGUUAGUGGCUGGACAAAUUAACGGCCAAUACGAAGCCAAAGGAGAUGUAAUGGCGCUCUAUCUGAGUCAAGCAAAGACGUUGCUACAAACCUUCUAUUCCUACAAGGUGCAUCACAUAAACAGAAGCGAGAACAAACCAGCAGACGCGCUGAGUAAACUCGCAUCUACGAGCUUUCAACACCUUGCAAAGGAUGUGCGCAUAGAAGUGUUAAGCAACCCAUCUGUUCCACUUCGGGAGGUAAGCGUCAUCCAGACGGGGACAACGUCUUGGAUGACUCCAAUAAUCAUGUACCUUCAAUCCGGGAUACUCCCUGAGAACAAAGCCGAGGUGAGGAAAAUCCAGUACAAGGCCGAGCAUUAUCAGAUGGCCGAUGGAAUUUUAUACCGAAAGUCAUACCUUGGCCCAUUAUUGAAAUGCGUCGACGCUGAAGACGCAAACUAUUUGAUCAGAGAGGUCCAUGAAGGAAUCUGUGGUAUACAUGCCGGGCCAAGAAUGGUGGUGGCAAAAGUGAUGAACGACGGGUACUACCGGCCCGGGAUGCAUUUAGACGCGGUAAAAGAGUUGAGGAAAUGUAGUGGAUGCCAAAGACAUGCGCCCAAGACCAUGCGCCCCAAAAAUGAAUUGGUACCAGUCACAACUGCAUGGCCCUUCCAGCAGUGGGGAAUAGACAUGAUCGGCCCUUUCCCAGAGGCCACAGGAGCGGUCAAAUUCAUAAUAGUCGCGGUCGACUAUUUUACCAAAUGGGUAGAGGCGAAGGCACUUGCAUCAACUACGUCAACCGUCGUCAAGAGAUUCAUACGGGAACAAAUCAUAUGCCGUUUCGGCCUACCGCUUAGAAUCAUCACCGACAACGGAACGAACUUCGCUGCAGACGAUCUUGAAUGA